AUGACAUUACAAUCAAAUAAAGAUGAUCUUGUUAUCACAGGUAUUUCAACAAAAUUUCCUGAACGUUAUUUAUCACAACAUAUAAAUGAUAAAUCAUCUAAUGAACAGAAUCAAUCUAGUGGAUGUUCCUUUGAUCCACAUUGUCCAGAAUGUAUUCGUGAAUUAUGGGGACCAUUAUUAUCACCAUUUGCUUAUUUAAUUAAACAAAAUGCUCAAUAUUUCAAUGAAAUUCUUAUGCGAAUAGGACAAUAUAAAAUAAAUACAACAUCAAAUUCAUCUUCAAAACAUUUACCAAAAUUUCCUAAACUUGAAUAUGAAGAUCAUAAAUUUUUAACAGGAAUUGGUCUUUGUGCUUUACAUAUAACAAAAGUUAGUUGGCUGAUAACUUGGACAUUUGGUUUCUUAUUAUUAAUAAUAGCUUUUAUUUUGAUUCUAUUACAUGAUUCAUAUCUUCCACCUCUUAUUGUUCUUUUAAGUAUGAAGGAAGCAACUCAAUGGGGAAUGAAAUUUACACUUCAACUAGUUUUUAUUAUUAUCUCACUGAUUGGAAUAGGUAAAAUGUUAGCAUCUGUGCUUGGUCUAUUUGGAACAAUUCAUCGAACAGUAAAACUUAUGAUAGGAACUGUAAUAUUUAUUAGUAUUCUUAUUUUAUUUGAAACUGGUUUAAUCGUUUAUGUAAUUAUCAGUUGGUCUGAACUUAUAUCAGAUGUUGAAGAUGCAUUAAAAAAUUCACUUUAUAAUUCUCAUCGUAGUACAAAUAAAGAUCAAAUAAUAAAUACUUGGGAUCGAAUAUUUCAAACUUAUGAAUGUUGUGGAUGGCUUAAUAGUAAUUUUACCGGGACCCUAUGGAAUAAUUCACACUCAUUUUUUUUACCAUAUUCUUGUUGUCGUCCAGGUGCAUCUCACCCUACUUGUGAAUUGGCUACUUCAGCUAAUCAAAAUUAUGCUGAUCAACCAUGUCAAGUUGCUAUUCAAGAAAAAUUAUUAACAAAUAUCAAUAAAUUAAUCGCACUUGCUAUUCUUGGAAUAAUUCUCACUGUUGAAAUUGUAUCUGCUAUUGUCACAUAUUUAUAUUCAUCAACAUUAAAAACUGCUCGUCGACGUCGUCGUUAUCAGAAUGAUAAAUUAAUAAAUAAAUUUAAAAAACGACUUGUUUCUUAUACUGAACAAGCAACUGAUACUACACCAACGAAUCCAAAUGAAAAUCUUCCACGACAAGAACAACAACCUGAAACAAAUGAUCUUCGUCAAUUAUAUAAUCAAUAUGCUGCAUUUCAUCAAACUCCGCCUGAUAUGAAUCCAAAUGCAAUGUCUAUAACACCAUCUGUUAUUCAAGUUAAAAGACCAGAUGUUUAUUCAUAUUUUUACUAUGAAUAA
Messenger RNA from Adineta steineri, 1377 nucleotides. NCBI's taxonomy places the organism in Eukaryota, Metazoa, Rotifera, Eurotatoria, Adinetida, Adinetidae. The record is from the annotation of a GenBank genome assembly.